AUGGAUUCUCGGUCCCCAUCGCCGACUCGCCAGCGUUAUGCUCGUUCGGUCACACCGCGCUCACGACACAGCCGUUCGCCCUCACCAGUCCGUCGCCGCCGCUCCCCCAGCCGAUCUGCCACCCCUCCGAGUCGUCGCAACAACAACGGGAGACUUCGCAGUGAGAGCAGGAGCAGAAGCAUAAGUCGCACUCGCACCCGCACUCGGAGCCGGAGUCGCGACCGCGAGAGUCGCCCCAGAAGCGAGAGCCCCCUGAGGGGAAGCACCAAGAUCGUAGUUGAGAAGUUGACUAAGAACAUCAACGAGGAUCAUCUACGGGAAAUAUUUGGUCAAUACGGAAGCAUCAGAGAUCUUGAUUUGCCCAUGAACCGACAAUUCAACACAAACCGAGGCACUGCAUACAUUCUCUACGUCCGCGAGGCCGAUGCCGAGGCGGCUAUUGCCCACAUGCACGAAGCUCAGCUGGAUGGCGCCGUCAUCAACGUCUCCAUCGUUUUACCCCGUCGCAAGUUCUCAGAAUCUCCCCCUACAGCGACCCGGGGAGCCAACAUAGACCCCCGCGUUCCCGCUCCCGGCCCCAGGGGAGGACUUGGGGGAGGAAGAGGGCCGCGAGGCGGUGGCUUCGGUGGUCCCUCGUUUGGGGGAGGACCCUCAGGCGGCCGUGCUCGCUCUCCUCGCUUUGGCGGCGGUGCACGUGGUGGAGGAAGAGGCCGUGAAAACAAUUAUCGUCCCGGCUCGCGUUCCCCCUCCAACUCACGUUCCAGAUCCCCUCCGCCUCGUCGCGGCCGCUCCCCCUCAGAUGACUCGAGAUCGAGAUCACCUGCCCCGAGAAGAAGAGGUGGUGGCCGUGGUGGACGUAGGGACAGCUUAGACGAUGAUCGUGACGCUCGAAGACGUAGCCCCAGCUACGACAGCUACCGCAGCCACUCGAGAAGUCGUGGCCGCGGUGGCCGCUGA
Messenger RNA from Truncatella angustata, 957 nucleotides. RefSeq lists its product as uncharacterized. Gene Ontology annotation, biological process: mRNA splicing, via spliceosome. Gene Ontology annotation, molecular function: RNA binding. The transcript is spliced from 3 exons. NCBI's taxonomy places the organism in Eukaryota, Fungi, Ascomycota, Sordariomycetes, Amphisphaeriales, Sporocadaceae. The record is from RefSeq and is a predicted model, not a curated record. Gene Ontology annotation, cellular component: nucleoplasm; ASAP complex; cytoplasm. The coding region runs from base 1 to 957 and encodes 318 amino acids.